Messenger RNA from Daucus carota subsp. sativus, 1083 nucleotides. Its product is annotated as zinc finger CCCH domain-containing protein 58-like. Lineage: Eukaryota; Viridiplantae; Streptophyta; Magnoliopsida; Apiales; Apiaceae. Gene Ontology annotation, molecular function: mRNA binding; metal ion binding. The coding region runs from base 1 to 1083 and encodes 360 amino acids. The record is from RefSeq and is a predicted model, not a curated record. The transcript is spliced from 5 exons.
AUGGAGGGAAUUAACAACCAACACAAGGGCUUGCGGUUUGGAACAAUUAAUUUUAGUGAUUAUCAGGGUGUUGAAGUGUUAGGUUACAAGAAAGCUGAUGUUUUGGGCCAAGAGCUUGAGAAUUCAACUCGGAAGGAUCUUGUUAAUGAAAUUGAGGAUGCCCAAGGAGGUCCUAUGGUGUACAAAGAUGGAGAUCAUUGGAAACAGAACUACCAACUAAGGCACGAGGUGAAUAAUUGCUUCUAUUUUGUGAAUUAUGGUUGGUGCAUGUAUGGAUCCAAUUGCAGAUUUAACCAUCCAUACAAUCAGCUUGCUCAGGGAUGUUUAAAUGAAACUGUGGUGGCUCCCGUUUCUGACUUUAACUUCAGUGGCCUGCCAGUUCGACAAGGAGCGAAAGAAUAUUGCCCUCACUACAGGCAAAAUGGUUCAUGCCAGUAUGGUUUAAACUGUUGGUUUGAUCAUUCGGAACCUUCAUCAUUGGAAGGAGGAUUCCUUCAUUCUGGAUAUACAGGGUUGGAAGAUACUAUGCAAUGCAGCUGGUCAUUUACUGCACCAGUAAACGAAAUUGGUCUGUGCAACCCCUACAUGUAUCAACAGGAACAAAUUAUUCCAUCCUCUGAAUGGAGUGGUAAUCAGGGACCAAACAAAGAAUGGAGCCCAUCAAGUCCUACGACAUUUUCCAUGAAAACUGCUGCAGCUGUUGCCAAGCCCUUUGAGCCGAACCAGGCAAGAUUGCUUACUAUAGGAUCUCCAAAACCAGAAGAGCAGCCUGAAGGAAGUUUGAAUUUUGGCUUUGGAUUUCGUAACCCCAAAGUUUCCUCCUGCAUUUUAAACGACAGAGGCUUGCCUCUAAGAUCUGAUACUGAGGUCUGUGCAUUCUAUGGUGGCUAUGGGGUCUGCAAGGAGGGACCAGCAUGCAGAUUUAACCAUCCAGCGAACCUACCCAAGCAGGUUCCUUGUGCUGGAUCUGAUGAAGCUGAAGUUCUCUCUGCGGGAUCCCCUGAAGCUCAGGCUCCUCCUGCUGGAUCCCAAGAAGCUCACCCACCUCAGCUUUCCCACCCGCCCACUCAAGAUAAAAAUUGA